Messenger RNA from Echinostoma caproni, 1188 nucleotides. The record is from the annotation of a GenBank genome assembly. Lineage: Eukaryota; Metazoa; Platyhelminthes; Trematoda; Plagiorchiida; Echinostomatidae.
AUGGAGCUAUCAUUCACUAACAGUAAUAAUUCAACACCAACAAAGCGUCCUGUGAAACGUUUGACGAAUUAUGACGCCCGCCUAAUUGCCGAGGCGAAUCUGCUCCCGCCAGUUCCUAGUCGGCGUCAACGGUACUCACAAAGCUCUCAAUCGGCAGAAAUAUUUGCGGACUCAAUUGAGGAAGAUCGAUUUCAGAUAAGAGCCACUCGGUCUUUGCGAUUAACAGAUGUCGUAUCUAGCUCCAAGCAGGCAAACGCUAGUCUUACUCGUUCGGGUCGCCUGAUUUCAAAUAUCCCAGCGUUUUCUGGCGAUACAGAUGACGCACUCACUGGUUAUUCCCUCCGAUCAACAAAAAGAAGCCAGUUUCAAGCUAAGAGCCACUCUGUCACAUUGUGUUCUUCUCGUCCAGAACUGUCUACACCGGGGGAUCUGUCUCCUCAUCCAUCUGAUUAUCAUGAGUCGCAUAUGUUGGAAGCAGUACCUGAUAGCACGUCCGAUAUUGCCUCGGAACCACCGCAGAUUUACCCCAUCUUAGCCCCUGAAUUAGAUGAAGAGCUUGUGACCUGUGGAGACCGAUUUUUUGUUUCUGAUAUGGACCAGUCCUGUUCUACUACCCCUUUGCGGACAGAUCCAAUGGAUGACUCAGAUCUGUCUGGCGAUCCGGCCGGCGCUAGCCACGCUUGUUCGUUUGCUUCGUACGCGACGGAGCCACUGGACUAUAUUUACUCGGAUCACGAUUACAUAAGGCAUACUGCUCAUGAGACAAAAUUAAAUACUAACCGACUCGUGCAUUCCUUACCCUUACCUCUCCCACCCGUCAUGGACUAUCCUUCAGACAUUGCCCAUCCUGUCUCCACUGUCAAUCAUUUUCUUACCAGCACACCACCCCCUCCCGUGUUGCAUCCAGCAACUCCACCCGGAUUACAUCUCCAAGAUCCGACUACCUCACCGAAUCAUCAGAAAAUCAUUUUUUCUCCUCAGGAGCAUCGCUUGUUUCCGUUACCCACACCGAACUCGUGUCCUACGAAACCAGCGGCGUUCUGGGCUGUGUCCACGCCUUCCGCAAGAGUCAAAUCGUCUAAGCGACAUUUGCUACCAUUCGAGCAGCGCUUGACCGUCACUCUGAAGCGCAUAGGUCCACAGAGUUAUCAAAUAUCCCAUCCCGACGAAGUUUAUGUAUCUCAGUGA